Molecule: messenger RNA, 5283 nt
Organism: Solenopsis invicta (red fire ant)
Lineage: Eukaryota; Metazoa; Arthropoda; Insecta; Hymenoptera; Formicidae
Product: RNA-binding protein 24
Exons: 8
Coding region: 1525-2409 (294 amino acids)
Cellular component (GO): cytosol
Molecular function (GO): RNA binding
Source: RefSeq, a predicted model, not a curated record
CAAUAGAAUAAAAUCAUGAAGCUUUGCAUGAAAAUUUUAGUUGAUACAAAAGACAAAAAAUAUAUAUUAACAUAAGCUUUAUUAUGGAUCCCCGAGGAAAAUCUAUAGAAAGUACAAACACCCCAGAAGAGAAAAGAUCGACAACUUGCCCGCGAUUAUGCAGGGUCCCCGCUGUGCACACGUGCUCUCUCGAGGACAAUCGAUCACCCGGCAACAAGUCAUUACCCUGCCAUGCCCGCGAGAAAUAUCUCGCCGUGAAACCAGCCAGCGUCGUCGUCGUCAUCGUGUACCGCGUGAAAACACCGAUCGGUCCUGCUUUUUGAAUUUCAGCGCUCGUAUUUCCUGGGCAUGGGGCUGCUUGCGUGCGCACGUAUCCGGAGGUACGGGAGUGGGAAUAAAUGCCGGCCAAUCCGGAGGCACCGUGGCGAACCAACUGGCAAAGAAGUUGGCGAACUGUAGCGCCGUGCAGUAGCCGCGACAACUCAAACGGAAGACUCGCUACUCCACGCCACUCGCACGUGGGCCUUCGUCGGUGUCUGUUACGUUUUGCACGCGCUCACGCUCGCAGGAACCGAGCAUCGUUCCUAGCGCGUGGUGACUAUCCAACGUACUAGCCGAAUACGAACUAUUCCUCGUGUAAAAAAAAGGUGCCUACGAUACGAUACAUUCGCGAGUAGAUCCUGAAUCGAGUCGACAGCCGUCUCUUUCCAUAAGUGCUUCAUACGGAACGCGUAGAUUCCACACGCGGCCGGAAGGUCCUUCCUAACCUUGGUGUAACUUGAUACUGUUUGUGUACCAUCAUAUUGGGAUUAUCAGUACGGCGGUAGCUGUAGUGCAACAAACGGACGUACACAGUGCGACGUAAACGUAAAGUCCUCUCGCUUCUUCGCCUUGUCGACCCAUUGGAUUUUCCUCGAUGCAGGGGUUCAGUUUCUACGCAAAAGGGAGCUUUAUCUGUUCCCUUUGUGUCCGAUGGAGUCAUCGAUUCGAGCAUGCUAGAGAGGGACGGUAGACGAAAGUAAUAUUCGCGUCAGACGAAGCUAGAAGACGAUUCGUUUUCGUCACCCUUCGACUCUCUCGCGUUACUCGAACUGUAGGAAGUUACGAGCGCAGAUAUAUACGUAAAGCAGCGUCCCGUGUCUAAAUGCUGCACGGCUUGUGGCAUUAUUAACGUUGACCGGGGUACAAAAGAACGUGUCAAGAUUGAGCAAGUCGUUGUCCCGUCCGGCGGUGAUCUCGCCAAAAUUUGGAGGAUGCUGAUGCCGGGUGCCGCGGGUCUCGGUGUAGGCGCGGUUGGCGCUGUGGGUGCCGUGAGUGCUCCAGCACCUGAUGAAUUGGUGCAAGGAUUGGGAGCCCUCGCCGGCACCACACCGCAACAAAAGGAUACGACAUGGACGAAAUUAUUCGUCGGCGGUUUGCCCUAUCACACCACCGAUAAGAGUCUCAGGGAACAUUUCAACGUUUACGGAGAUAUCGAGGAAGCGGUCGUGAUCACGGACAGACAGACUGGCAAAAGCAGAGGCUAUGGUUUCGUCAUCAUGGGAGACAGACCGGCGGCGGAGAGGGCAUGCAAAGAUCCCAAUCCUAUUAUCGAUGGUCGUAAAGCAAAUGUCAAUUUGGCCAUUCUCGGAGCUAAGCCCAGAGGUAACUUGCAAACGUCAUUCCCGUUCGCUACAGGCAUCCGGGCUGGUUACCCAGCAGUACUUCCUGGACAAUACGGAGUACACACGUCGAUCGAUAAGAAACAAUUGCGAAUCGAUGAACAAAUUUCGACUGAUCGAAGAACGCUCGCCAGUCGGGAUCUUCCGCGCGUUAUUAUUUGAGGAGAGUAAAGAAAGGCAAAGAGUAAAAGAAAAAGUGGUACCACCGGGUUAUGUGUACCAGUCGCCCUACCUGGCGGCUGCGGCGCCAGGUGGUCUGGUACCACUUCCGACGACGCAGCAAUUGAGCCACGCAGCCGCCGUCGCCGCGGCAUCGCAAUUCUACGAGUAUCAGAACGCGGCAGCAGCCGCCGCGUCUUACCCGGGCACAUCGUACAACUUCGCCGAGGCGUAUCCGUACACCACCGCGGCCGCGGCUGGUACGUGUUUGAAUAGUGUCCAGAGCAAGGGUAGCAACUAUCAGAUACACCACCACCAACACCACCAGCAGCAGCAGCAAAACGGACCCGGUGCGACGUUGGCGCAUCAGCAACGGUUGGAGAAAGCUCUCCUACCGCAAUUUCUGCCGUCCGUGCUGCGUGAUUACGCUAAUGCAGCCGCGGCGGGUUACGUGGCACCGUACACGUAUGCGACUUUGCCAGGUGCCGCAGGACUGCCAGCAGCGGCAGCGGCGGCGGCAACGGCAGCUGGAGCAGCUUUCCCGGGCUUACCGUAUCAGACAACACCUCAGGAGGCUAGAUUGCAAUAAAGCUUUAACAUUUAGACCGCCACGAGAUAAUUGCAGCUAAGCCUUCUACGAGACGGAAACGGAGCGACAGCUGCGCGAAACAUUCGAUCCCCGAUUGUCGUCUUCGGGGAUCAGCUCAUCAUCUUCCUCGUUAUUAGUUAUUUCUUCGAGAUUUCUAUAUGUUCCUGAUCAGCUCUCGCAAACGUAUAGGGGGCAUCACCCGCGCGAGAACCGUAAGAGGCGAAGAGAAUGAAGCUUUGACGAAGCGACAGAGAACCCGCGUCAGAGAAUUGGCGAACCACAACUUCUCGCUAAGCCUACGAACUUUGUACUCUUCCCUUUUCGCCUCCCCGAUCUAAUCUUCCUCUCCCUCCUCCCGUACAGAGCCGACACUGGCGCGCUCGACCAACAUAUACGCGGAAUUUUAGAAAAGACGCAACGAUUUUUUAGAGUUACGAUUGUAUUUAUAACGAGCUGGCCGAUCGUUCGUUCGAAAAAGUGAUCCUCGACGUGCGAACGACUCGGAACUGGAGAGCCGACAAAGAGGCUUCGGUAAACGUACUUUGAUCCAUAUUCGAAAGCUAUGCGCGCGAACGAUCUAUUAUUGGCUUUUGGCCACGACGCUAUUCUAAUAUUUAAUUUGUAUUUCAAAAUGUUACAAUAGAACGAUGUAUCGAAAUGUUACUGCACUCUUAACGGCCUUUAAAAACAUAAUUUCAUGAGCUCAUCGAGUACUACAAUUCUUUGUUCCUGUGUAUUUUCGUCGAUGGUUCCUAAAUCGAACGCAUCGUUCGCGCAACGAACUUCUGUAUGCAAUUAUCUUAACGGUGUCGUUCGAGAAACUUCUCUUCAGAGUACACUCAUAGCUUUGACACACGAUACGUCUUCGACAAAGUUAAAUGAAUGCGCUAAAAAUACCGACGAAGAUCAAUGCGGGAACUCCGUAAUGGCGUUGGAACCAGUUACGUGAUUCAGAGAGAGAGGUGCGCGUUUCCGGAGAGGACGUGUUUUAAAUUUUAGUUAAAUUUUAAGUAGAUCCUAAACACUUAAUGUUAAACAAAAUUUCUAGCGCUGUAAGUUGUUAAGUUAUAUUUUCAUGCGUUUUUCGACGAAAAAAAAAAAAGAUCGCGUUUGUCUGUAAUGGAUCAACUUUUAGGAUAAAACUUAGGAAAGCGAGAGACGGAAUUUAUAGCUCCUCGGUGAAUAAGAAUUUCCUACCGAUAUACAUUGCGUGUUGCUGUGACACGCGUGCGUAUAUACGUACAAUUAUAAUUUUUAUAAUACAUGUAUAAAUUAUGUGUAUAUGUAAUUAUAAUUCAUACAUAUGUAUUAUAAAAAUUAUGAUUCUACAUAUAUAUACACAUAUAUAAUUAUAAUAAUUGAAUAACAAAUCUUUUUCCUCAAGGAUCGAUUAUAGAUACCGUCUUAUAUAUUUAUACAUAGAAUACGUUGUAAUAACAAGGCAUAUCUUCCAAAGUACUUGUCUACCGAUAUAUUAAUUCGUGCGCACUGCUUGUUUCGGCUCUCUGUUGCUUAUCAGAACAUUAUUUUACUUAUAUAAAUAUACCGAUAUUUAUUACAAGCUAUAGAAAUAUUACGCGCAUUACUAGUUGAGAUGUUAAUGGAUUUUACCGAGGUGGAAGCAUAAAUGUGACUUAUUUAUAGAAAGAAAAUGGUUAAAGUGUAUGACCAAUCGAGAACAUCGAAUUCAGUGGCCUUAAAAUCGCACAUCGUCGAACAACGAAGUGUCUUACUUUCGAGGCCUUGUUGAGUAAUUAAUCAAUUAGAUAUACUAAAUGAGAUAACAUCGACCAAUUUUAUAACGACGCAAACUUUCAACGGAUUAAGGAAUAAAUCGAUUUUAUUGAUAAAUCGUUUUUAUUGAUAUGAAGCAAGUAUACAACAGGUAUCAUUAUUCAAGGAGAAAUUAAUUUUUGUAACGAUUAGUGAUUUUUGUUGAGAACGUCUGUUUUAAAUGUGAGCGUACGUUUUAAACAUUUGUAUUGUCUGACAUUAGUCGGCGACAUUAAUUUUCUGAUACUUGAUCUGAAUAGAUUUUUCUUAAAACUCGGAAGAAAAUGUACAUUCGUCUGCUCUUAGUGAUUCAGUGCCUUAAUUAGCACAGUCGAGUAGUCGUAAUGAUUAGAAACUAGUCAGCGAUUCGUUAGUGCAACGCUCGACGCGCUAACUCGUGUACAAGAGUGACGCUCAACGAAAGGGUGAGGAGAGCUAAAGGAAUAUCAAAAUGUAAUCAACUAGGAUUAUAAAGAUCGGGUUAUGAGGAACGUCAUUGUCUAGUCCCAAACCCUUUCAAACCUUAUAAACGAGGUUAACUCGGUUUGUUAGAUUUAUAAGUAGAAAUUAAUCGACUCGGAAAAACCAAAAGCGAAACUUUUUGUAAAAAGUUAGAGGAAAUGUUAGGGGGAGAUUUAGUGUUAAGUAUUAUUACAACAUAAUAGAAAAAUAAAUUAUUAUUAUUACUAUUAUUAUUAUUAUUAUAUUUCAUUAUUAUUGAUAUUACGUUUUAUUAUUAUUAUUAUCAUCAUCAUUAUUGUCACUAUUAAAUAUAUGACAUUGUUCACGUACUUAACGAACGAAUGGAUGGAAUAUAUACGCAAAGAAUUUGUUAUAAAAACACGGUAAGGUUUCCGCCAGGCGAAGAAGAUUGUAAUAGAAAAUCUGCGAUGAAGAGAUGCCAAGAUAUUUAAUGUAUUCUCUUAUCACAGAUAUGAUCAUUUUUUUGAAUAUCCUAUACUCCCAUUGUAUAUAUAUAGUAUAGGCUUAAUUAUAUAAAUAGGUUGUAAUAUAUUGCCUGUUAUCUUCAGUAAUAUUAAUAUGCGCUCUAUUAAUAGAUUCACAAAAACCGAAAACAAAUAUAUUGUCAUUAAGAGAAAA